Molecule: messenger RNA, 678 nt
Organism: Punica granatum (pomegranate)
Lineage: Eukaryota; Viridiplantae; Streptophyta; Magnoliopsida; Myrtales; Lythraceae
Source: RefSeq, a predicted model, not a curated record
CUACCCACCAAGGAAACCCCCCAAAAAAAAGAAAAGAACUGUACCAAAAUUCAAUCAGAAAAAAGAAAAACAAGAAAAAGAAAGAAAAAACACAGGUAGAGAAACAAUAAGAUAUACCAUGGCAGGCAGAGUGGCUGGUCUUUUGGUGCUGUGCCUUGUGUUUGCUACGGCAGUUCAGGUGAUCCGAGCCCAGAUGUUGUUGGAUCAGUACCGACAGUGCUUCAAAGACUGCCAUGACAGCUGUGAGACCGAGGGCAAUGGCAACACCUUCUGCGAGAUGAAGUGCGACGGCGACUGCAUGGCCAAGGAAACCGCUGCUAAGCUGGAUAAGGUCAGACAAGACAUGGCUGCAGGGCGGGAAGCUGCUCAGAACUCGGGCCGAUAGGUCGAGCAGCCCAGUCCCGUUCCUGCACAUUGAACAACUCUGAUGAUGAAACAAAACAGUCCAAUGGAAUGAGAAGAUCACUUCCCCAUCUCUGAGGGAGUUUUAUCUUGUUCGUGUUUUAAAUACUGCAGUAGAGAAUAAAUAAGACGACAGAGUUCUGUCCCGGUUUGUAGGAUCUGCUGUCUGAGUAGUUUCAGGAUUCUUCCUUUCUUCGCUCGAAUUUGAGAGCCAUUGAAAUGUGAAGUUGCAUUGCAAGAAAAUUUGAUAAAUAUGCAUGCAAUAUCUUCGGUUAA